This is a messenger RNA of Rhodotorula graminis WP1, 582 nucleotides long. RefSeq lists its product as uncharacterized. The record is from RefSeq and is a predicted model, not a curated record. The transcript has 3 exons. The coding region runs from base 1 to 582 and encodes 193 amino acids. NCBI's taxonomy places the organism in Eukaryota, Fungi, Basidiomycota, Microbotryomycetes, Sporidiobolales, Sporidiobolaceae.
AUGCCGUCGACGCCGCCACCGCAACAACACGCUCCCGCGACCUCGUCGUCGUCCUUCCUCGCCCACUUCUCGCGCUCGCCUCCCUCGGCCUCGUCGCCCUCGUCCUCAUCUCCCCCCGUCGGCUCCCACUCGACUGCCACCAGGCCCCACACCCGCCAGUCGGCACAGAAGCGCACCCGCUCCCAGUCCACCUCGACCACCACCAACGACCUCGUCGGCCCUCCUCCCCGCGUCCCGCUCCCUCCUGCCGCCAUCCACCCUCCCUCGCACCAAGACUCGCGCGACCGCCACUCGGCCUACUCGCACGUCCCGCCAGGCGCCCAGCUCAUGGACCCGACCGGCCUCACCCGCAUCCAGUCAAAGCCCCGACGCCGGGUCGGCACCUUUGAGGCCUGGCGCAUCUGGUACUCGAGCCUCACCGUCGGCUCCAUGUUUGAACAGUGGGAGGUCAUCUUUGUCCACUCGGUCGUCCUCGGCCUCUUUAUCCUCCUCGGCUGCGCCCUCGCCUACUUCCCGCCCCACCUCGCCCACGUCCUCGAGCGGUGGCGCUACUACCUCUCUGGCUCGUCCGACCUCGCGUGA